UCCGGGAGUGGCAGGGCUGGGCCGCGGUCGGGUCGCCUCUAGGGUGAAAGAGCACGCCGAUCCCGCGGGAGGGCGGGGCCGCGGCCUUGGCCUUUUGGCGCGUAGGAGACAGCGCGCCAGUCCGGCAGCCGGCCUUGGCGGGCGUUUGCCGCUCUUGUGCGGACGCCACUGCGCGCCCUACGGUGUAUACGGAGACGCAUCGCGCUCCAGGAAGGAGGCGGGCACCGCCGGCUCUAGCACAGUCCGGUAGCUGGACCUCGGGACUCACCGCUCUGCCUGCCCACUGAAAGCCCAUUCGGCGGAAGUCCAGCGUUGUGUGGUUACAGUACUGGGCCCCAGACAUCGUUGCCAAGUAUAAUGCAGGCUCCGUUUUAUCCUGGGGCACUUGUAGUCAGGGUUCGUGGGCCCGCACUUCAUAAUGGAGGGCCGCGGGCCUCGUCUGAACCGUCCAGCCAGUGUGUCCUCAGUCGUCUUGGUUGGGUAUUUGAAGGACCAACCCGAGAUUCUGGGGCACAGGGAGUUACAAGACUUGGGGCCCUGAUGUAAGCCCCAAAUAAAAUGAUUUUGGCCCCUAGGGCCAGAUCCUAGUUUCUAAAAACAGAGCAGCACUUGUAAGGUAGAGGAAGCAUGGCCCACCUGAAUGGGGACCUCUUACCAGAGUUUCACAGCAGCGGAGGACAAGGCUGAGAAAGAGCACGGCCCAGAUUUGCACGGAGAGGGAUCAGUGUCCUUCAGUGAUGUGGCUGUGGGCUUCACCCAGGAGGAGUGGCAGCAUCUGGACCCUGCUCAGAGGACCCUGUACAGAGACGUGAUGCUGGAGAACUACAGCCUUCUCCUCUCAGUGGGGUAUUGCAUUACCAAACCAGAGGUGGUUUGCAAGUUGGAGCAUGAAGAGGUGCUGUGGAUAUUAGAGGAAGAGUCCCCAAGUCAGAGCCACCUGGACUGCUGCAUAGAUGAUGAACUGACGGAGAAGAGACAGGAAAAUCAAGACCAGCAUUUGCAGAAAGUUGAUUUUGUCAACAACAAAACACUGACUAUGGACAGAAAUGGUGUAUUAGGAAAAACAUUUUAUCUUGACACAAACCCCAUUCUAUCAAGAAAAAUACGUGGCAACUGUUACUCAUCUGGAGUGAAUUUGAAUAAUAUUUUGGAAUAAUUAAUUAUUAGUAAUAGAAGCUCCUUUGUAAGGAACCCUGCUGAGUGUAAUGUACAUGGGAAAUUUCUCCUCUGUAUGAAGCGUGAGAAUCCUUAUGCCAGAGGGAAACCUUUGGAAUAUGAUGGAAAUGGGAAAGUCGUCUCUCAGAAUGAGGACUUAUUUAGGCAUCAGUAUAUUCAAAUUCUUAAGCAGUGUUUUGAAUACAAUCAGUGUGGGAAGGCUUUUCAUGAAGAGGCAGCCUGCAGUUCCUAUAAGAGAGUGUGCUCAUGGGAGACCCUGUGAAUAUAAUGAACAUGUGAGAGCCUUUUCUGAUAGACCAAUAUUCAUUGUUCAUCAGAGAACUCACAUAAGGAAGAGUCACUAUGAAUUCAAUGAAUGUGAGAGGAGGUCUGGUGAGAAGCCACCUGUAAAUAAACACCACAGAGUUAUGGAGAUGAAACACUAUGAGUGUAAUGCGAGUGAGAAUAGUUUUGGCAAGAAAUCACUCCUCAUUCUACGAAGUUACAGAGGAGAGAAAACUUUUGACUGUGAUAGAGAUUUGGAAGUACUCUGCAAGAAGCCAAAUUUCACUCAGCAUCAAGAAACACAUAUAGGAAAGAAUGCCUAUAAAAUUAAUCAGUAUGCUAGUAUAUUUUGCCGUAAGCCAAAGCGUUCUGUAUGUCAGAUAACAGAUACAGAAGAAGAACUAUGAAUGUAGUGAAUGUGGGAAAACCUUCAGCCAUAAAUCCUCUUUUAUCCUACAUCAGAGGAUACACAGAGGAGAGAAACCCUAUGAAUACACUGAAUGUGGGAAAACUUUUGGAUAUAGGUCAUGCCUUGCAGUACAUCAAAGAACACACACGGGACAAAACCUAUGAAUGUAAUGAAUGUGGAAAAAACUUCUGUGAGAAGUCAAAUCUUCAUGUACAUCAGAGAACACACACAGGAGAGAAACCCUGUGGAUGUAAUGAAUGUCAGAAAGCCUUUGGUGAUAGGUCAGCUCUAACAGUACAUCAGAGAAUACAUACUGGCGAGAAACCCUGUGAGAGUAAGGAAUGUGGGAAAACUUUCUCCCAGCAGCCAAACUUCAUUAAUCAUCAGUGAACUCACACAGGAGAGAGACCCUUUGAAUGCAAUGAAUGUCAAAAAUCCUCUGUGAAGUCAAAACUUGGAGAACAUCAGAGAAUUCACACAGGGGAGAAACUCUAUGAAUGUAAUGAAUGUGAGAAAAUGUUCUACCACAAGUCAUCUCUCACAGUACAUCAGAGAACCCACACAGGAGAGAAACCCUAUGCAUGUAGUGAAUGUGGGAAAACCUUCUACUAGAAGUCAUCCCUCACAACACAUCAGAGAACACACACAGGGGAGCAACCCUAUGAAUAUAGUGAAACCUUUUACCAGAAUCCCGACUUCACUAAACAUCAGAGAGACAGCAUAGAGGAAACCCUUGUCAACAUCCUGAAGGCUCAGAAACCUUCACCUUCUUGGACUCAUUCCAUAGCAGAAACAACCCAGGUUGGGGUGAGAACACCCAAUAAAGAUGAGAAAUCUUUUGCCUGGAAGUGAUAUUCCAUUGAACAGCAAAUAAUUGGUAUUUUGUCUUCUUUUCUUUUCUUUUGUUGUUGUUAUUUUUUGAGACAGAGUUUCACUCUUAUCGCCCAGGCUGGAGUGCAAUGGCGUGAUCUCGGCUCACCACAACCUCUGUCUCCUGGGUUCAAGCAAUUCUCCUGCCUCAGCCUCCCAAGUAGCUGGGAUUACAGGCAUGCGCCACCAUGCCCAGCUAAUUUUGUAUUUUUAGUAGAGACGGGGUUUCACCAUGUUGAUCAGGCUGCUCUUGAACUCCCCACCUCAGGUGUCCACCCACCUUGGUCUGCCAAAGUUUUGGGAUUACAGCCACCACGCCCAGCCCUUCUUUUUUUUUUUGAAUCAGAAUCUCACUCUGUUGCCCAGGCUGGAGUGCAGUGGCACAAUCUCAAUUCACUGCAACCUCCUCCUCCUGGGUUCAAGUGAUUCUUGUGCCUCAGCCUCCCAAGUAGCUGGGACUACAGGCAUGUGCCACCAUGCUCAGCUAAUUUUUGUAUUUUUUGUAAAGACAGAUUUUCACUAUGUUGACCAGGGUGGUCUGGAACUCCUGACCUCAAGUGAUCUGCCCACCUUGGCCUCCCAAAGUGCUGGGAUUACAGGUGUGAGCCACUAUGCCUGACCAAUAAUUGAUAUUUUAUUUUAUUUUUAUUUAUUAUUUUUUUGAGAUGGAGUCUCACUCUGUUGCCCAGGCUGGAGUGCAGUGGCACGAUCUCAGCUCACUGCAACCUCCGCCUCCCUGCAACCUCCGCCUCCCGGCUUCAAGCGAUUCUUCUGCCUCAGCCUCCUGAGUAGCUGGGAUUACAGGUGUGUGUCACCAGGCCCAGCUAAUUUUUGUAUUUUUAGUAGAGACAGGGUUUCGCCAUGUUGGCCAGGCUGCUUGAACUCCUGACCUCAAGUGAUCCACCUGCUUCGGCCUCCCAAAGUGCUGGGAUUACAGGCAUGAGCCACCGCACCCGGCCUUUAUUCUCACCUUAGAAUCACAAGAUGGUAGUGCAGGAAGAGUAUACAGUAUUUAACUAUUUCUGCUUCAUUUGAAAGAUAAAAUGUAUGGAGCCUGAGAGAAUCAAUGAAUUAUUACAGCUCACUCCUUUGUUACUGAUCAAGAUAAGAAUUUGGUCCAGGCGCGGUGGCUCACACCUGUAAUCCCAGCACUCUGGGAGGCCGAGGCAGGUGGAUCACCUGAGGUCAGGAGUUUGAGACCAGCCUGGCCAACAUGGAGAAACCCUGUCUCUACUAAAAAUACAAAAAAUUAGCCAGGCGUGGUGGCGGGCACCUGUAAUCUCAGCUACUCGAGAGGCUGAGGCAGCAGAAUCGCUUGAACCUGGGAGGUGGAGGUUGCAGUGAGCCAAGAUCAUGCCACUGCAUGCCAGCCUGGGUGACAGAGGGAGACUCUGUUUCAAAAAAAAAAAGUUCCAUGAUUUCUUUAUUCCUUUGCACAGCUGAAACAAGUCUUAUCAAAAGAUUGUGAAACUGUAAUCAAAUUAGAACAAAUAUUAAAAGAAAAUCUUGUA
Messenger RNA from Symphalangus syndactylus (siamang), 4230 nucleotides. It is a transcript of the gene ZNF487, whose product is annotated as zinc finger protein 487. The record is from RefSeq and is a predicted model, not a curated record. Lineage: Eukaryota; Metazoa; Chordata; Mammalia; Primates; Hylobatidae. Gene Ontology annotation, biological process: regulation of DNA-templated transcription.